ACACUAUAUCAGAGAGGACGUGUAGAAAUUAUAUGUAUUCGUGGGGUUUUAAAUAUGAUAAGAGAAGAAAGGGUAUUUACUUUGAUGGCCAUAAGAGACCAGAUAUGAACCUCGACUCAAUUUAG
Racocetra persica is the source of this 125-nucleotide messenger RNA. The record is from the annotation of a GenBank genome assembly. NCBI's taxonomy places the organism in Eukaryota, Fungi, Glomeromycota, Glomeromycetes, Diversisporales, Gigasporaceae.